GUUGUGGCCGUGGGAUUCCGACUCGAGGUUUUUGCCAGCGUGGAUGCUGGAGGAAGCUGGCAGGAGGUCGUACAUCCCCAAGGAAUCCGACUGUCCUUCAUGUUCCACCCGACGCGAGCCUCCUGGGCUCUGCUGUCAGUCUGGACGGAAGACUGCAAGCUGAAAAACCCCGGAACUCCUUGCACCCACAAGCUGCUGGUCACCGAGGACCUUGGCAAGGGCACGCUGAAACCGGUCUCCGAACACGUGGUGCAGUUCAGCUGGGGCAGAAAAGGGCACGCGGACCGCAUCUUUUACACCCACAUCAGGGACAAGAGCAAGAGACAGAACGUCUUGAGCAAGUGGAUGCAGGGGGUGGACUUCGUCUCCAGCGACGAUCUUGGUCAUAGCAAAACUACGCUGGUCCAGGGUGGGAACAAGUUCGUGAUCUCUGAGCAGUACAUCUUAGUAGCGCAGGUGAAGGAUGUAACUGCGCAGACCGUGAACCUCAAGGUUAGCACCGAUGGCUCGACCUUCCAGCAGGCCGCGUUGCCUACAGAGUUGGAGGAGAAGUCCUACACGGUGCUCGAUGCAUCCGAGGGGAUGGUCGUGCUGCACGUGAACCACGGGAACGGCCUUGGAAACAUCUACGUUUCG
This is a messenger RNA of Symbiodinium necroappetens, 636 nucleotides long. NCBI's taxonomy places the organism in Eukaryota, Dinophyceae, Suessiales, Symbiodiniaceae. The record is from the annotation of a GenBank genome assembly.